This is a messenger RNA of Procambarus clarkii (red swamp crayfish), 756 nucleotides long. The record is from RefSeq and is a predicted model, not a curated record. NCBI's taxonomy places the organism in Eukaryota, Metazoa, Arthropoda, Malacostraca, Decapoda, Cambaridae.
GUGUUGAUUGUGUUGUUGUGAGCUGUUGUGUUGCUCCUCCUCCCACCUUCAGUGUCAGAACUUGUACCUAGGAAGAUGAAUACGAAGCUGGCUAGUGGUCACGAGGUGGAGGACAUGAGCGAGGAGUGGCUGGCCAGGAUGGAGCAGGAACAGACGCUCUACAACAAAGGUAUGGUCCGCCUCAGGCCCGGAGGCUGGCUCUACCCGACGCUCUUCACCAAAUAUGCUGACGCCAUCUACAACUACAAGUUCACUGAAGGUGACGUACUUGUGAUGGGAAUGCCCAGGUCUGGGACGACCUGGAUGUUGGAGUUGGUGUGGACGAUGCUUCACAACCCCGACCUGAACCAGAGGGGCAACCUGCCCAUCUUCAUCAGAGCACCGCAUAUAGAGUAGGACACAUUCUUGGUUUAUCAGUGUGAUUGUCUUGGUAACGCCCGGGACUAGGGCUAUAAUUACUGUAUAGUCUGAUUGCUCCUAAUAAAUCGGUAGGUGUGGUUAAAAGAUUUAAUUAGUGUUUAGCUGCUUAGUUCUAAAUGAGCCCCGGUUUAGAUCGCAUUUAUGGAAGACUUUUUCGGAAUGGUAGUUCAGCAAGCUGCAGUAAAUUCGCUAAUUUGCAGACGUACCUUAGAUUAGUUCCCUUUAAUUUUGAAGACCAUGUAAUAUUAGCGAAGAUCUUACAAAAGUUCUUUAAAAUAGUGUUCAUAAAUAUUCUUAACCAUUUUAUCUUGGCAGAAAAUAAAAAUUUUGCCAAGA